Salvelinus namaycush (lake trout) is the source of this 7721-nucleotide messenger RNA. It is a transcript of the gene efcab6, whose product is annotated as EF-hand calcium binding domain 6. The coding region runs from base 178 to 5175 and encodes 1665 amino acids. The transcript is spliced from 28 exons. Gene Ontology annotation, cellular component: nucleoplasm. The record is from RefSeq and is a predicted model, not a curated record. Gene Ontology annotation, molecular function: calcium ion binding. NCBI's taxonomy places the organism in Eukaryota, Metazoa, Chordata, Actinopteri, Salmoniformes, Salmonidae.
UAGAACCGUGUCAAUACAUCUCUAUGGCAACCAUAACGCGUUCUCUGCGUUCCCCUGCGCUUUUACUCAACUCCAAAGAAACCGAGGGAGAACGUAGGUCAGAGUCAGAGAGAGACAAUUUCAAUCUAUCCAGAACUACAUGACAUAAAGAAAGAGGCUCCACCGGAGCCAGAAGGCAUGAGACGGACCCCCCCUGUGGGCCUGGGGGACUUGACCCUCAUGUCCCGAGGACUGGUCAUCGCCCCGCGCCCCUGGACCGCCCAGCGCAUCAGCAUCACACACACACCUGGCCCUUCACACUCAUAUACACACACACCUCCAUACACACCUGUGGAAGGACAGGGAGCAGGGGAACCCAGAAAGACAGCACUACAGUCAGACUCAGUCUCAUCGGUACAGUCAGCCCCAGAUGAGCAUCUGUCCCUGGGGGAGAUCAAGGCCCUGCUCCCCCAGAGGCUGGGGGAGAGGCUGGAGGAUGUGAGGGCAGCGUUCAAGGCCCUGGACCCUGAGGGGAGCGGCUCAGUGACCCGGGGGGAGUUCAGACAGGUGGUGGAGGCCUUCCUCUUCCCCCUCACACAGACCCAGCUCAACGCCAUGCUGGCCAAGGUGUCUAAGAGAGACAGUGUAACGGUGGACUACAUGGACUUCCUGAGGAGGUACAGCAGGGUGACUACAGCACAGAGACCAGACACGUCUACAGCCUCCUCUACAGCACAGAGACCCUACAGAUCUACACCCUCCUCUACAGCACAGAGACCAGACACCUCUAGAGCCUCCUCUACAGUACAGAGACCAGACACCUCUACAGCCUCCUCUACAGCACAGAGACCAGACACCUCUACAGCCUCCUCUACAGCACAGAGACCAGACACCUCUACAGCCUCCUCUACAGCACAGAGACCAGACAGCUCUACAGCCUCCUCUACAGCACAGAGACCAGGCACCUCUACAGCCUCCUCUACAGCACAGAGACCAGGCACCUCUACAGCCUCCUCUACAGCACAGAGACCAGGCACCUCUACAGCCUCCUCUACAGCACAGAGACCAGACAGCUCUACAGCCUCCUCUACAGCACAGAGACCAGACAGCUACACCAGGUGUGUCUCUGGAUCAGACCAGAGGGGUAUGACCCUGACUGAGAUACAGCAACGCCUCAAGCACAAGAUUGGGAGCAACCUGAAGAAUGUAAUCCGGGCCUUUCGUCUGUUCGACUACAACCGAGACGGACAGAUCCAGCAACACGAGCUGCGCAGGAUACUGGAGAACUACUGCUUUCCCUUAACACAGAGAGACUACCAGAGACUGUGGACCCACCACAGCCCUAACAACAUGGCAACCAUGUCCUACAAAGUGUUCCUGGAGAAGCUGGGCCUGGAAUCUAACAAGUACCCGAAGUUUGUCCCGGAGCCUCCAAAGCUAGCGUUGGGCUGGCAAGAAAUUAGUCCUCCAGACAAGAUAAAACUGAGGAACAGAGCCUUGUCCCAGAAUGCAACAGGAGAUACACAGGAUAUCCAAGGCCUGACUCAAGACGAGCUGCAGACGCUCUUCCUGAAAAAGUUGUGUGUGAGCUGUACCCUAGUGUGGAGAGCACUGCAAGCGUUUGAUGUCACCCUCUCUGGACUGGUGUCACAGGAAGACCUGAGGGCCGUCCUCAGCAGCUUCCUGUUUCCCAUGAGCCUCAGCACCUUCCAGAGCCUGACCUGCCGUUUUGGGGUGAGAGCAACAGGGCCUGUGAAAUGGAAACAGUUCCUGGGUCAGUUUCAGGGUCCAGUCACAGAGGAGGACUACACCACUCCUCAAACAGACAGGGUUCCUGAGCUACCUGACGCAGAGGAGGGCCAUCGGAGUCUGACAGAGUUCUACCCUAUACUGAAGAGAGCCUUUAAACAGUUGGACAGGGGUAGGAUAGGGAGGAUCACCAGGGCAGACCUUCGUCAUGCUUUGGAAGUCCCCCAGUAUAACCUGAGGGGUCCCCAGAGCUCCUGGUCCAGCCGCAGGGAGCCCCACACCCCCAGGCCCCGUCUGAGCCCAGCCCAGGUUAGAGAGCUCCUGAUCCUGCUGGACCCAGAGCAUACUGGGGUCAUCACUCAGCCCAGCCUGGAGCUGCUCAAACCCAGGAGGGUGCACUCUUCCCCGGGGAGGGAGACAUUACACACCCCUACUGGAGGAUGGAAGGAGGAGAUCAUGGAGGAUGUGGCUCAGGUGAAGGGCUUGCUGCGUGAUAAGCUGAGUGAUCAGAUAGGUCCCAUGCUGGAGGCUUUAGGGGACUGUGACCCUCGACAGACAGGCUCUGUUCACCAUGAAGACCUGAGAAGGAUCAUACAAUGUUACGGCCUGCCCCUCUCACACACACACUUCAACAAACUGAACUAUCAAUCCCAGAAUGCCUUGGUGAACAACAAGCCAGUGCGUCCCCGCAGCGCCACUAUGGGGGGUCCAAGGGUUCGCAUGGUGGAGAACAUUAUGUUCAGGAAGCUCAAAGAGAGGCUGGACCACAGACACGUUACCCUCGACGACCAUAUCCGGGCAACGGCCAGAAGCUCAGACGGAAUGCUGUCGUUGAGAGAUCUAAAGAAGAUACUGGAUGACAGCUGGAUCACCUUGGAUGAGAAGCAGUUCCGCAAGCUCAACGUAUCGCUUGGUUUCAAAGACGGAAAAAUGUCCUGUUCAGCUUUCCUGGAUAAGUAUGACGAGAACCAGGCCAGAGAGCAGAACCAGGCCUCGGGGGGUAACCGUGGUAACCUGCGGGCUAAGCCAUGCCUCCUGACAGCGGAGGACUGCCUCGGUGUGAUCAAAGAGAGGAUCGAGAACAUCCACGGGGACAUCCUGUCAGCGUUCCGUGUGAUGGAUAAGAACUGUGACAGCGUGGUGGACAGGCAUGACUUCAGAGAGCUGUAUGACAGUCUGGGCCUGGUCACCAAGGAGAGGGAGUACCAGCGUCUGCUGCAGCUGCUGGGCCUGCAGCCUGGAGCCAACCUCAACUACCCAGAGUUCUUCACCCUCGUCCAAUCCAGCGGCAAGAGUCGCAGGCAGAAUUUCAAGCCAGCCAAUGGGCCAGACCAACUGCAUGAACACCUGGCGUCCAACGCACGCCACAGAUGGACUGCUAUGUCAAAGGUGAUUUGUCGCUUUGAUGAAGAUGGUCAGGGUCUGGUCUUUAAGAAGGACCUCAGGAGUCUCCUCUAUACCUACGACCUCCCCAUCAGUCCUGAUGAGUUUGAGGAACUGUGGGCCAGGUAUGAUGGAGAAGGGCGUGGCUACCUCACCUGUGCUGCGUUCCUAGAGAAGCUGGGCGUGGAUCCACAGGAGGUGGGACAUGCGAGGAAGGAUGCAGACACCACUCCCACAGAUGGUCUCCCUGCAGGGGCUACGCUGCAGGACGUUGAGCGCGUGGUGCAGGGUAACUGUGAGGGGUUGAGCAGUGCUCUGAACCGCCUGGAUAAGAAGAGAGAGGGCCUAGUCAGGGUGGAGGACCUACAGAGUCUGCUCCAGAGAUACAACUGUCCCCUACACAGACACCAGCUCGCCCACCUCCUACACACACUCAAGGUUCCAAUGGACAGUGAGGACAGGACGUUGUCAUACGUGGACUUCCUGAAGGCGUUUGACCACGUGACAGGGAAGGGGCGUGAGCACCCCCCUAGGCCCUGUGGAUCCCCUGACCCAGCCGAGAGUCUGGAGUGGCUCAGUCCUGAAAGAGCUGUUGGUAGGAUACGGGAACUGGUCACUGCAUCGAUGGAUAUACUCCACAAGGCCUUCUCUGCCUUCGACAGGAGUGGGAACGGGACGGUCACCCCUCUGGAGUUCCGGCGGGUGCUGGACCAUUUUUGUGCCCGCCUCUCGGACCCCCAGUUCAGAUUCCUGCUUGACAGAAUGAAGCUGAACUGGGAGAACCACACGGUGUACUGGAGAGACUUCCUCAACCAGUUCAACCUUUGCAACCUGGACGUGUGUGUUUGGGUCUGUGUGUGUGUGGUGGGGGGUCCGUACUCUGUGUUUAUACGUAGGCCUGUGCAUGUGCAUUAUGCAUCUGUUUUUAUUUGUUGCGUGUGUAUGCAUCUGUGUGUGCAGACCCCUGAGGAUUGGUCAGACAGAGUGGGUAAGGCAGGUUUCCCCACCCAGCCCCAGCCUUUGCCAAUCAGUGAGGAAGUUGUCUCCGCCCGCCUGUACACCAUCACCAAGGAGAUAGUGGACUUAGACCACACCCAUAAUGACACCAUCUCUAAAGAGGACUUCAGAAUGAUGUGUGACCGCCAUUUCAUGAGGCUCACCUGUGACCAGUUUGAGAGGGUGUGGGAGAAGCUGCCAGUGAAUGUGCUGGGGGAUCUGGAGUACAGGGAGUUCCUGAAGCACACCAGGGGAACUGUUGGGAUAAGGGACAAGACCACAGACCCAGAGGACAUCAGUCCCCUGAAAUCUGCAUCACCACCAUCCCCUGGGGCCAUAGAUAGGAUGUCAUCCUCCCCACCAGCUCAACAGAGGCCAAAGACUACAGGCAGCAACCUCCAACGCUCAAAGUCGGAGGUGGGUGUGUCCAGCAGGGCCAGGCGUCCGUCCACGGCGGGGAGAGAGAGGGAGAGCCCCCUGGUGGACUGUGAGGAGGUGGAGAGGAGGCUGAAGGGGCAGGUGCAGCACUGCUGGAGGGACAUUCAGAGGAGCUGCAGGGAGGAGGACAGAGACAGAGACGGAGAGAUCAGCACACACUGCUUCCUGGACAUCCUGCAAAGCCUCAACGUCAGUGUGACCCAGAAGGAGCUUGAUCGUCUGGCCGUAAAGUUCGACACGAGGGACAGUGGGCACGUGUCAUAUCCUGACUUCCUACGUCACUUCCUCCUCAACUUCAAACCGCCAGCAGUUAGAAAGCCCUUUGAGCGGCCCAAACUACCUCUCCCCACUACACCGAUGAGUGGGGGUGUUCUCAGUAGACAGUGUGUGGAAGCCAUGCUGAGGCUCUAUGGCCCGGUCCAGCAGUUCUGGCGCUCCUUGAGGCAAAACUUUGUUACCUUGGACCACAACCACAGUGGCAAAAUCUCCAUCAAGGAAUUCAGAAAGGUACUAAGGCAGUUCAGAGUGAACCUAUCUGAGGAAGAAUUCUUCCACCUCACCUCUUUCUUUGACAAGAACACUACGGGGAAGAUCUCCUACAAUGACUUCCUACGGGGCUUCCUACACUGACCUCUAACCUCUGCCCUCUAACUAUGGCCCUACUGUAGGCUCCUGUGAAGGUUUAGCUAGUUAUCACUGAUAAAUCAGUCCAUAUUGAUCGCUAUAAUUUUACUGCACCACUGAGUGAAGGAGGGAUACACAGAAUUAUUACAAAAUCAUGUCAUAUAAAUUAAAACAUAUAAAGUGAUGUAUUAUAUAAAAUAUGUAUUUGAGGGUUUUCUCCCAAUAUCUUCCCCUGGCAUAUCUACAGCUUUUUCUCCCUCUAGCAUACCGAUUUAUCUCUCCGCUGUAUGACUUUAUGAUACUGAUUGCUUUCCGAACCAAACCCAACCAAAUAAAGUGCUUUUGGAUGAUGUACGGACGCUGCAACAUGCAGGGGGACUGUCUUUGUUCCCAUCUGACGGGAAACGAAAUGGAUGACAAGGAGAAGGAGAGGGCGUUUGUCAUUCAUGAGAUAGACGGCAUCACCGUUGCAAGACAGAACCCAGAGAGAGAGAGAUCAUUAUCUAAAUAAUCUACAGAAAGAUGGAGAGAGAGUGAACAACCGAAGGGGCCAAUGGAGAUGGAGUGUGAGACCAUGAAAAGAUAGAGAGGGAGGGAUAGAAGGAAAAUAAAGAGAGAGAGGAGAUGGGAGUCUAUAUGAUAGGUACUGUAUUAAUGGUGUAAAGCGAAAAGCCAUCCGCAAAUAAAUUACCCCAUCUCCUCCGGGAUUACUAAUGUAAUUAUUUGAACGAGGGUUCUCAUUAGAAUGUGCAGAGGUGUGGAAGAACCAAGCUAUCAAAUGAGAGAUGAGGAACCCAGGUUUAGACACUGGAAAUUAACUCUGGUCCCGGCUCACUUAAUUGAUAUGAGACACAUAUGUUUGAUUGGUGCAAAAGAGCCAAGCUGAAAAAGAAACAAUCACCACACUCUUUUUUUUGCCACAGAACAAAAGAAAAGAAAGGAGGAAAACUUACACAAAGAAAGAGUGUGGGGAAGAAAAGGAGGGAUGAUCCAUUGGUCACAGAUAAGAUUUAAUUCAAUUUGUGUAGAUAAUCUCUCAGAAAACCAGAAGCAGGUAGUUUUAAGAAAGGUAUUUUACAUUUACAGAGUUGUCUCCAGGGGCAACACAUUAUACAAUACCAUUCUAAAAUGGUUGGGUUUUUCUUCUUUUCACAUUAAAAAAUAUUGUACAUCAUUAAAGCAAUAAAAAAAUCCCAAUAGUUAGUAUAUCCCAAACAAUGGUAACAACGAUAUACAAUACAAGCAGAUUGUCAUCAGAAGUUAUUAGAUUCAGAACAGCAUGCCCCAAGGAACGAACAAGAAAUACAACAGCAAAACUUGAGUUUUCAAAGAAAUCAGGAAAUACAGAAUACAGCUAUUGAGGCACAGUGCAUAAAAAGUGAGACAUUUCAAAGUUAUGGUUGAAAGAGAAUAGUAAGAAAUGCCCAAAAACAAACAGACAUUUUCCCCUGCAGAAACCUUUAAAAGAAAAGAAGAUGAUACAGGCACUGACUCCCCCCCUCGUUUAAGCAUGUUCUCAGAAUGCUUACCCCCUGGCUCUAUCCACACGCACACAGGUAUACGUACACAUACACACACUUAUCUGUAAACAUUCUAUCCUAUUCUUUGUAUUCCUACAACAGCCCACUAGUCUGCCCCAUUAAGACAUAACCCAGCUAGCACAAUGUGCAGAACAGCAGUGAAACACCAGUGACCCUGGGAAUAAAACGUAGCCAGAGGGGAUGUUCAUAUAUAAUGUCUGAGAGCAGAGAGAUCAAACGGGGAUGUAGUCUUGUUAUGCUAACCACACUUUGAGCUCAGCUAGCCAACCAAGGACUUUGGCUGCCAGACGAGCAGAGGAAGGACGCUCAUUCACAAGUGCUUUAGAAAGAAAAAUGUUACCCUUUUUUACGCAGACAACUGCUUGACAACAUGAGAGAGUUAAUAAUAGUGUGGGUAACCCCAUGCAGUCAAAAAAAUUAUAUUUAAUUUAGAGCUGGUUAAAUAAUGGGCAGAACACAUGUUGGGUUAUUUUUGACCAAGCCAAUUGGGUUGCAUGAAUGACCCAACAUGUUGGGUUGUUGGGAUUACCCAAACAUGGGCUAAUGUAACCAUCAGUUGGGUGUUUUUGACUCUCAUGCUGGUUGACCUAGAAGCUGGGUCUUUUUUAACGUAAUCCUUAGGUUAUUUUCAGGAGGCAUGGUUUAUUAGGGGCGUGGCUUUCAGCUAGAGCUUAUUGGCCACCCGUGAGAGUAAAUGUCAUUCCUGUACAUCAUUUUAAACGUACAUACUGCAAAUUACAAUGUCAAUAACAUGUUUUUCACACAUUCUUUUGUAAUAUUAAGAUGAUUUAUUAUAAGGUAUACCAUCUUACUGCCUAAUAAGGUAUACCACCUUAUUGUAUCCCAACAAUGGGACUUACGUAGGUUUUAGGGAACUUAUACACUUCUGUGAGCGUCAUUGAAGCUACAAAAUUUUAAAUGUUCGACCUUAAUAUGUCAUAACUAUGCAACAGAACAGAUGAAUAGGAAUGACAUUUACUCUCAUGGGUGGUUAAAAAUAACUAUCUGAAA